Messenger RNA from Diaporthe amygdali, 1158 nucleotides. RefSeq names its product carboxylesterase. The transcript has 5 exons. Lineage: Eukaryota; Fungi; Ascomycota; Sordariomycetes; Diaporthales; Diaporthaceae. The record is from RefSeq and is a predicted model, not a curated record. Bases 1 to 1158 code for a protein of 385 amino acids. Gene Ontology annotation, molecular function: carboxylic ester hydrolase activity.
AUGAAGCACUUCUUCGGUCUAAACUCUAUUCUAGGCGUUGCUACUUUCGCGACUUUCGCUUGUGCAGUUCCUUAUCGAAGCCGCGGGUGUGAUACCACCUGGACUGUGGGCCAAGCUGUCGACACAAGCAGUGGGCGUAUAAUUGGCCAUGCUGCGUCGAACGCCACCGAGGUUUCCGAAUAUCUGGGAAUACCAUUUGCCCAGCCUCCUAUGGAGCUUUGCGAUUUCAACCUCCUGUUCAAAGAUUGUCUGACACUCAACAUCUGGACCAAACCUCAAACCGGAGAGAAGAAAAAGGCCGUCCUUGUUUGGAUUUACGGGGGCGGCUACUCGAAUGGCGCCGCUAGAGAACCUGGCUAUAAUGGGCAGUUUUUUGCUGGCCAAACCGAUGUUAUUAUUAUAUCCAUCAACUACCGCCUAAACAUCUUUGGCUUCCCUGGAAACCCGAUUACCGUUCCAAAUCUCGGCUUGCUCGAUAUAAGGCUUGCUUUGGAAUGGAUUCGCGAUAAUAUUGACGCCUUCGGUGGCGACGUGAACCGGAUCACCAUGUUCGGGCAGUCUGCAGGUGCUGGUCUGAUCGACUUUUAUUCACACGCCUAUGCCUCGGAGCCGAUUGCAAGUGGGUUCGUGUUCAUGAGUGCUACUGUCAACGGCUUCCCGGCACUCAGCAAGAAUGCAACAAUUUCGAAAUGGUUCGGGAUCGCGGAGAGAGUAGGUUGUGGCUCUGAUGCUGCUGGUGCCGAGACUGUUUCCGCUUGCAUGACUUCCAAGACUGCUGAAGAGAUCGCAGCUGUGUUCGGCCCCGAGGAUCUAGGUGGAGGUUCUGCUCCCGGAUUCGGCCCCGUUGUUGAUGAUACUCUUGUCUUCGCCGACUAUAGCAUCCGCCGAUCGGCGGAAGGCGGAUACUUGAUAGGAAAUACUCAGAAUGAGGCCGGCUUUUUCCGUCAGCUCCAGAACCAGAGCGACCAGUACUGGGAUGAUUUCAAUGACAGAUAUUAUACGUGCGCCGAUGCAGCUCGGAUCUCUAAGUCGACUACAGAUGGCUAUCCAACCUGGAGAUACCGAUAUUUUGGAGAUUUCCCAAAUCUCGCCCUUUCGACAAACCCGCCAAGUGGGGCAUAUCAUACGUCUGAUUCCAACGCCAAGCACAUUGAAUGA